AGUCCAAGCACCAGACUUCAAAGGAAACUGUCUGCUCUGCACAGAGUAGCUAUAAGUAGUAUAAGAGUGUAUAAGAGGCGAGCAUAAUUUCAAAUAUACAUGUUUCUUGUGACAAAAUCAAUUGUGUAAAAUAUUAUUUUGUUUUUUAAUGUAAUAAAACCGCAAUAACAACCGAAUCUGCGUGUAAAGGUACCGACAAGCACAAACGCAAGCUGCAAAAGCUGUGCGCCAAAUCAAUUUACGGCGCACAACGUAACGCGAAAAUCGAUUUCAGUUUUCGACUGCUGUUGCCAGCAGCUGCUGCUGUAUGAACUCAAUUAAUGUACAAUUGUACAAUUAAUUUCAUUCCACCUCCAAACAGCAAGUGCAAAAUGCACUCACACACGGCCUCAGUGAGGAGGCCACUGGCGGAUCGCUGCUGGUGGCAAAGCUCGCUGCGGCUGCUCACGGUCUGUGCCCUCAUCGCUGGCUGCAGUGCGGCCGACACGGACAUAACGCUCGAUGCGAAAGCGACGCUCAAUCAUCGCAUUCAAAGUCUCGAUUUGCUGGUAUUUGUAUUCCUGCUGGCCCUAACGGUGCUGACCAUUUGGCUAUUCAAACAUCAUCGCGUUUCCUGGCUGCAUGAGACCGGAUUGGCUGUUAUUUAUGGUUUAAUUGUUGGUGCCAUCAUACGAUAUGCUGGCACAAAUACCACCCUGGUGCACAUGCAGGUGGAGCCGCAGGGUAUACCCACGUAUAAUGCCAAAUUGCCACCGGACACACUCUGGUUUAAGUAUCCGGUUAAUCAGACAAACGCCACAAAGCUGCCCGAGGGUGUGAAGACAUACGCGUACGUGUUUCGUGGACAGGUCUACGAUAUCGAGGAGAAUGAAAUUGAUUUGAAGGCCACAUUCGAUCCGGAGGUCUUUUUCAAUAUCAUAUUACCGCCCAUUAUAUUUUAUGCUGGCUACAGCUUAAAAAAGAAAUACUUUUUCCGCAAUUUGGGCGCCAUUCUGACUUUUGCCAUUGUGGGCACUACCUUGUCGGCGUUCCUCAUCGGUGGCGUGAUGUACGGCUGUGUUAAGCUGAUGCCAAAUUACUUGAGCAGCAGUUUCACAUUUCUGGAUACGCUGUAUUUUGGGGCGCUGAUAUCGCCCACAGAUCCGCUCACCAUACUGGCCAUAUUCCAUGAUCUGCACGUCGAUGUUAAUCUCUAUGCGCUCGUAUUUGGCGAAUCUGUGUUAAACGAUGCCGUUGCCAUUGUCUUAAGCGGUGCAAUACAAAACUACGGCGAGCAUUAUUCGAAUAGUGGAGAAUUUGAGACGACGGCGUUUCUCCGCUCGCUGAGCGACUUUUUCUGUAUCUUCUUCUUGUCGCUGCUGAUUGGCGCCGUCAUGGGCUGUUUUACAGCAUUGUUGACCAAGUUUACGCGCGUUCGUGACUUUCCGCUGCUGGAGUCGGCGCUGUUUGUGCUCAUGAGCUACAGCACGUUUCUGCUGGCCGAGGCCACGGAGUUGACCGGCGUGGUGGCCGUAUUGUUUUGUGGCAUCUGCCAGGCUCACUACACCUACAACAAUUUGUCCGAGGACUCGCGGCAGCGCACCAAACAGAUCUUUGAGCUGCUCAACUUUCUGGCCGAGAACUUUAUAUUCUCGUACAUUGGCGUCUCGAUGUUUACAUUUCCCAAACAUCAUUUCGAUGCUGGCUUCAUAAUAACCGCAUUUAUUUGCGCCGCUCUGGGACGUGCUGUUAAUGUCUAUCCUUUGUCCUGGCUGCUGAACAUUAAACGCAAACCAAAAAUCUCAUCUAAUUUCCAGCACAUGCUUUUCUUUGCUGGUCUACGUGGCGCCAUGUCCUUUGCCUUGGCCAUUCGAAAUACUGUGUCCGAUGCGCGCCAGACCAUGUUGACAGCCACAUCGCUGAUUGUCAUCUUUACGGUCAUUAUUCAGGGCGGUGCGGCUAACUUUUUUCUCAACUGGUUGAAAAUACCCGUUGGCGUCGAUGAUGAGACUGAACAAUUGAAUAACUAUCAGGUUCACAGUUCUGAUGGCUAUUUGCAGGACGUGGAAGGUGGCGGCGCCGGCGCCGGCGGUGGGCGUGGCAAGACACGCCUUUCAAGUGGCGCCGACUCGAAUCUGGAUACGCCGCUGGACGGCAAUGCGGCGACUGCAACAAUAGCAGCAGGCGGACGGCGACGCAACAGCCAUGAGAAGGCGAUUCUGGCGCGGAUUUGGGGCAACUUUGACACCAAAUAUAUGAAGCCGCUGCUGACGCACUCCAGGCCCACGCUGCUGGAGACGCUGCCGGUUUGUUGUAAUCCCAUUGCCAGACUGCUGACCACCACGCAGCAGCUGACGCAGGAUGGCAGCGAGUUUCGACGAGUCGACUCCGACUCGGAUAUCUGCAUUGACAACGAUACUGGCAAUGGGCUCAGCCAGGAUAGCCUCGGCGGAGGGCGUCGCAACUCGAUAAAUCGUGUAAGUAUUCGGUACAUGGGCGAUACUCAGAACCUACUUGCUAGCUACAGAAAUGUUGAAUGAAGCACCAAACCAAAGACUAAUACCAUGUAGAAAGAGCAACUAACCAAACCAAUAACAAAACAAAAACCGAAGAACAACAAUAUCUAACUAGAUAUUUUGGCCAAGUAGACGCAUUGUUAUAAGCGAGAUUUAUAUCAAAACUUAUACUACCAACUGCAACAAUUACUUACUAUGCAUAAAAAUAUAUACAUAUAUAUAUUUAUAUAUAUGUAUGUAUUGCUUAUGUAGCAUAACAAAAUUGUGAUUCGUUAACUUUUUAAUUAUAAUGAUUUAACUGUUAAUUUUGUACAAACAACCAAACAAGAAACGUUUUAAAAACACAA
Molecule: messenger RNA, 2842 nt
Organism: Drosophila montana
Lineage: Eukaryota; Metazoa; Arthropoda; Insecta; Diptera; Drosophilidae
Gene: Nhe3
Product: Na[+]/H[+] hydrogen exchanger 3
Exons: 12
Coding region: 321-2519 (732 amino acids)
Biological process (GO): regulation of intracellular pH; sodium ion import across plasma membrane; proton transmembrane transport
Cellular component (GO): recycling endosome; plasma membrane
Molecular function (GO): sodium:proton antiporter activity; potassium:proton antiporter activity
Source: RefSeq, a predicted model, not a curated record